AUGGUCCCUUCUUCGAUUUAUAAUAUUUCCUCCAUAGAAAUUUUCAGUGUUGUUAGCAACCAGUUGCAUGGAGAGCUACCACCAAAUCUCGGCACUAUGCUUCCUAAUCUCGUACAAUUUUAUUGCGGUGCGAACAAAUUCGAAGGAAACAUUCCUAUAUCAUUGUCAAAUGCUUCUAGACUUCAGGUGCUUGAACUUCCUCAAAAUGACCUCUCUGGGACAGUCCCUGGUGAAAGUCUAGGAAGCUUGCAAAGCUUAGUUCUGCUAAACAUUGCAGAUAAUCAAUUAGGAAAUAGAAAAGUUGGAUCCAUAGCCAACUUUUCGACCCAACUUAAUUAUCUCACAUUGGGGGAAAAUUUUAUACAUGGAAACCUCCCUAACGGAAUUGGAAACCUUAUAAACUUGACCACUCUAGAAUUAGGAAAUAACUAUUUGGGCGGUAGUGUCCCACAUGAAAUUGGGAAGCUAGAGAAGUUAGAGAAAUUGUAUUUGGAUAGUAACAUAUUUUCUGGGUCAAUCCCGUCUUCCCUUGGUAACAUGACUUCAUUGUUAAACCUCUACAUGGGGGGAAACAGCCUCGACGAUUGUGCUAGUUUGGAGUGCUUGUAUUUGCAAGGUAAUAAGUUUCAAGGAACAAUUCCUCAAUCUCUUAAAGAUUUAAAAGCCUUGGAAAAACUUGAUGUUUCAAGCAACAACUUGUAUGGGCAGAUUCCUGAAUUCAUAGGCAAGUUUGGUGUUCUCAAGUAUCUCAAUCUUUCAUAUAAUGAUUUUGAGGGCGAGUUGCCCAAAGAAGGUAUUUUUACAAAUGUAAAUGGUGUCUCUAUUCUUGGAAAUCAUAAGCUCUGUGGUGGCAUCCCACAAUUAUAUCUACCUCCAUGCCCCCCAAAAAAACACCACUCAUCUCGAGGAUUACAUUCCCCAAAAGUAGUCAUCCCCAUAGCCUGUGUACUUGGAAUCAUAAUUGCCUUAAAAGUAGUCAUCCCCAUAGCCUGUGUACUUGGAAUCAUAAUUGCCUUAUCUUGCUUCUUUGGUGCUUGUUCAAAGCUAAAAAAGUCAAGAGAUAGACUUGCAACUUCACGUUCUUAUAAGGAUUGGAAAUUAGGUGUCUCAUACUCACAACUCGUUGAAUCAACUAACGGGUUCUCUGUGGAUAAUCUUAUUGGUUUGGGAAGUUUUGGUUCUGUAUAUAAAGGGGUAAUUCCUAGUGAUGGAACAACAGUUGUUGUUAAGGUAUUAAACCUUCAACAACAAAGAGCUUCCAAGAGUUUCAUAGAUGAAUGGAAAGCUUUAAGGACUAUAAGGCACCGUAGUCUUCUCAAGAUCAUAACUGCAUGCUCGAGCAUUGAUAACCAGGGCAAGGACUUUAAAAGUCUAGUUUUCGAGUUGAUGGCAAAUGGAAGUCUAGACUCAAUGUUGUAUCCAAGAUAUGAGGAGAAAUCUCCAAGUAAAAGAAUGAGUUUUAUGCAAAGAUUGAACAUUGUCAUUGAUGUUGCUUCUGCGCUAGAUUAUCUCCACCACCAUUGUGAAAUGACCAUUAUUCAUUGUGAUUUAAAGCCGAGCAAUGUACUUCUUGAUGAAGAUAUGGUAGCUCAUGUUGGGGAUUUUGGUUUAGCAAGUCAAUUGCAUACGACAUAUUGUAUGUAUGUCCUGGCAAAGUACGGCACAGGAGGCCAAGUUUCCAUACUUGGAGAUGUUUACAGCUAUGGGAUACUAUUGCUGGAAAUGUUCACAAGAAAAAAACCUACCGAUGACAUGUUUAAAGGCGGUCUAAGCAUUUACCAAUUUGUAGCCAUGGCUUUGCCUGACCAUGUCAUGGACGUUGUUGACCAUUCAAUUAUCCUCGACCUCGAAAAAAAUGGUGAUGUCAACAAUGACAUAGUGCGAGAACGAACUCCAUCCAGACGUAACAAUGAUGCAGAUAGGACUCUCUUGCUGUGCAAUGUUACCAAGGGAGCGGAUACUGAUGGACGCGGUUGUCAGAAAAAUGAGCGCAAUCAAAGUCUCAAUUUUAAUGAUUAG
Malus domestica (apple) is the source of this 2019-nucleotide messenger RNA. The record is from RefSeq and is a predicted model, not a curated record. Lineage: Eukaryota; Viridiplantae; Streptophyta; Magnoliopsida; Rosales; Rosaceae.